UAACACCUGUGUCGGCGCUGAUGUGGGGGAAGUCGGAUCGUGACAGGCUAGCAGCAGCGGACUGUAAACAUGGCGGCGUGCACAGCUACAGGGCUGUGCCGCUUACUCCGUUACUAUUAGGCUGACAAACUGAGACAACCCAAAAAUGGAGACUGAAGAGGAGCAGCACAUAACCACGCUGCUCUGUAUGGGUUUCCCAGACCCCGACGUGAUUCGGAAGGCGCUCCGGUUGGCAAAGAAUGACAUCAACGAGGCAGUAGCGCUCCUGACGAACGAAAGCCCCGGGCUCGGGUAUGGAUAUGAGCCGAUGGAGAGCGGGCCUGCGCCCGGCUUGGGCUCGAGCGGAGAGGGAGAAAAUAGCGGGAGGACCGGGACGGGAGGGUUUGACCCCCCGCCCGCAUACCACGAUGUUGUGGAUAGCGAGAGGAGCAAUGACGAAAAUGGUAACUGCUCUGGUGGCAGCAUGGAAUUCCCUACCACAAACCUCUACGAGCUGGAGAGUCGAGUCUUCACUGAUCACUGGUCCAUUCCUUACAAGAGAGAGGAGUCUUUGGGCAAAUGUCUCAUCGCGUCCACCUGCCUCGCCCACCAUGGUCUCGCUGACGCUGACGAGAACUGCAAACGGUUUAUGGAGCGAUGUAUGCCAGAGGCCUUUAAAAAAUUGCUGACCAGCAAUGCUGUACACAAGUGGGGCACUGAAAUUCAUGAGGGCAUCUACAACAUGCUGAUGUUACUGGUGGAGCUGGUGGCAGAAAGGGUCAAGCAGGAUCCUGUACCUGUGAACCUGAUGGCUGUUUUGACUAUGGCCUUUAACCCAGAUAACGAGUACCAUUUUAAGAACCGUAUGAAGGUCUGUCAGAGGAACUGGGCUGACGUUUUCGGAGAGGAGACCAACAUGUUUGCCGUCUCUCCUACCAACGCAUAUCAGAAGGAGCCUCAUGGGUGGCUGGUGGAUUUGGUGAAUCGGUUUGGAGAGCUGGGAGGAUUCACUGCCAUCCAGGCUAAACUGAACACUGACGAAAUUGAGAUUGCUUGUGUGUCUGCUCUGGUCCAGCCACUUGGUGUAUGUGCAGAAUACCUUAACUCCAGUCUUGUUCAGCCCAUGCUGGAUCCAGUUAUCCACAAGAUGAUCACAUAUGUUCAGAACCUAGAGGAAAAGGAUCUUAAAGACAAGCGUCUGGUGAGCAUCCCAGACCUGCUGUCAGCCAUCAAGUUGCUGUGUAUGAGGUUCCAAAGGGAGCUGGUUGCUGUGGUGGACGACCUGCGGCUGGACACGCUGCUGCGGAUGCUCAAAACCCCUCAUUUCUCCACCAAAAUGAACUCCCUCAAAGAGGUGACAAAGUUAAUAGAGGAGAGCACCGUGUCGAAGACAGUUAAAAAUGCCAUUGAUACGGACAAACUUCUAGAUUGGCUUGUAGAGAACUCAGUUCUGUCAAUAGCACUAGAAGGUAACAUUGAUCAGGCUCAGUACUGUGAAAGAAUCAAGGGAAUCAUUGAACUUCUAGGGAGUAAAUUGUCCCUGGAUGAGCUUUCCAAGAUCUGGAGAAUACAGGCAGGCCAGUCAUCAACUGUGAUAGAAAAUAUUCAUACAAUCAUUGCUGCUGCUGCUGUGAAGUUUAGCUUUGAUCAACUCACCCACCUCUUUGUGCUAAUACAGAAGAGCUGGGAGAUCGAGAGCGACCGUGUGAGGCAAAAGCUUCUUAGUCUGAUCGGGAGAAUUGGCAGAGAAGCUCGCUCUGAUACUACAACUGGAAAGGUGCUGGAGGUGCUGUGGGAAUUAGCACAUCUCCCCACCCUGCCUACCAGUCUAGUUCAGCAGGCACUGGAGGAGCACCUGGGGAUCCUGAGUGACGCCUAUGCUGUCAAGGAGACGGUGAAGCGCAGUUACAUUAUUAAAUGUAUUGAAGAUAUCAAGAAGACUCACACUCAGGAGGAGAGUAAGGGCAGCGACACACAAAGCUCAUUUCUUACUGGCACUUGGGGAAAGAAGAAAGCUAACUCUUUGGUCAAAGCCUCUCAGCAGAGUCCUCAGACAGUCUGGGUUGUUCCUGCUCUGCGUCAGCUGCAUGAGAUCACUCGCUCCUUCAUCAAGCAGACCUAUCAAAAACAAGACAAGAGCAUAAUCCAGGACUUAAAGAAGAACUUUGAGAUUGUCAAACUCAUCACAGGAUCUCUCGUGUGCUGCCAUCGAAUCGCUGUGACCGCUGCAGGAAAUAACGGCCUUUCGAGCUCAACCAUGGUAGAUGGACGUUACACCUACCAAGAGUACCUAGACAGCCACCUGCGCUUCCUGGCAUUCUUCCUCCAGGAGGCCAGUCUCUACCUGGUCUGGAACAGGGCCAAGGAGCUCUGGGAGUGUUUGGUGUCAGGGCCGGAUGUCUGUGAACUUGACCGUGAGAUGUGUUUUGAGUGGUUCACCAAAGGACAACAUGACCUUGAGAGUGAUGUGCAGCAGCAGCUCUUCAAAGAGAAGAUCUUGAAACUAGAGCCCUAUGAGAUCACCAUGAAUGGUUUUAAUCUGUUUAAGACCUUCUUUGAGAAUGUUAACUUGUGUGAUCAUCGACUAAAACGCCAGGGGACUCAGCUGUGUGUGGAACGCCUUGACCUGGCUGGGAUGGAUUUUAUUUGGCGCAUCGCCAUGGAAACCCCUGAUGAAGAAAUAGCCAAUGAAGCAAUCCAACUUAUUAUAACCUAUAGCUACACCAACCUCAAUCCCAAAAUGAAGAAGGAUUCUGUGUCUUUGCACAAGAAGUUCAUUGCUGAUUGUUACAAGCGACUGGAGGCAACAAGUUCGGCCCUUGGUGGGCCUACUUUGACGCAUGCUGUUACCAGGGCAACCAAGAUGCUGACUGCAACUGCCAUGCCAACUGUGGCCACAUCUGUACAAUCACCAUCCAGGUACAAAGGGGGGUUUGGAUCCACUAAGCUGGUGAUCAUUGAAAGGCUGCUGCUACUGGCUGAACGCUAUGUCAUUACUAUAGAGGAUAUGUACUCAGUUCCUCGCACUAUUCUACCUCACGGGGCCUCGUUCAAUGGACACCCUGUCACUCUUCACAUCACCUAUGAGUCAACCAAAGACACUUUCACCCUAGAGACCCACAGUAACGAGACAGUAGGAAGUGUCAGGUGGAAAAUAUCUGAGCACUUAAGCUGUCCAGUGGAUAAUGUCCAGAUCUUUGCCAAUGACAGUGUGCUGACCAUGAAUCGCGACCAGAAGCUACUGUCCCAGCUUGGCUUCAGCGAUGAGCAGAGCCUGACUGUGAAGAGUUCAGGCACCGGCACUCCCUCCGGCAGCUCCGAGUCUUCAGCCUCCGCCUCAAGCAGUUCCAGCUCUGCUGUUUUUAAUUCUGCCUAUGCCUUGGAGCAGGAGAAGUCCCUGCCUGGUGUGGUGAUGGCUUUGGUGUGUAACGUUUUUGAGAUGCUUUACCAGUUGGCAAACCUAGAUGAGUCCAGGAUUACACUACGUGUGAGGAAUCUACUCCUGUUAAUACCAACAGAUCCAGAAGUACAAGAUGCACUUGACAACUUUGUUCCCAAAGAAUCUAGUGUCUGGAGCCAUCAGAAAACCCUUUUCACACUUGGCCAGGGUACAGGCUCACGUUCUCCAUCUAUGGUGUCCAAGCAGCAGCACCAGCCCAGUGCUGCUUCUAUACUGGAAUCACUGUUCAGGUCCUCUGCUCCGGGCAUGUCCACCUUCAGAGUGCUAUACAACCUGGAGGUAUUGAGUUCAAAGCUUAUGCCCACGUCUGAUGAUGAAAUGGCCAAAACCAGUAGCAAGUCAUUUUGUGAGAACUUCCUAAAAGCAGGAGGCCUCAGUCUAGUGGUGAAUGUUAUGCAGAGAGAUUCCAUCCCAUCAGAAGUGGACUAUGAGACCAGACAAGGAGUUUACUCAAUCUGUCUACAGUUGGCCAGGUUCCUUCUCGUUGGUCAAAGCAUGCCUGCAGUGCUGGAUGAUGAUGUCAUUAGGGAUGGGGAGGCGCUAUCGUCCCGUCCUUUUCGUAACGCUGGGCGGACCGGGAGGCAGCUGUCUCUCUGCGGAACUCCAGAGAAGUCGUCCUAUAGACAGAUGUCCUUGUCUGAGCGCUCGUCCAUUAGAGUAGAGGAGAUCAUCCCUGCUGCCCGUGUAGCUAUUCAGACCAUGGAGGUGGGUGACUUCACGUCUACCGUGGCCUGUUUCAUGCGUCUGACCUGGGCAGCGGCUGCAGGACGAUUGGAUCUUGUUGGCAGUCCACAGCCAGUCAGAGAGACCCAUGGCUCACUUCUGCCUCAGGGAGUUCGCACCAGAGUCAGCAGCACCGGAAGUAACUGCAGCUCCAGCAGUGAGGGUGAGACCACGCCGACAGCGUUACAUGCUGGGAUAUGUGUCAGACAGCAGAAUGUCUCCAUCAAAGAUGCCAUCAUUGCCCGCGAGGCUCUGUCACUGCUGGUUACCUGUCUGCAGCUCCGCUGUCAGCAAUUCAGUUCUUUUUACAACCUUCCCUCUGUCAAUGAUUUUAUCAUUGAUAUUCUGCUGGGAUCUCCCAGUGGCGAGAUCCGACGUGUAGCAUGUGAUCAGUUGUACACGCUGAGCCAGUCAGACACGUCAGCCUUCCCUGAUGUUCAGAAACCCAACUUAUUCAUUCUGUCAGUUGUACUUGGUGCUCAGCUGCCACUAUGGAGUCCCACGUCAGUCAUGAGAGGUGUCAACCAGAGGUUGCUUUCCCAGUGCACAGAGUACUUUGACCUGAGAUGUCAGCUUUUGGAUGACUUAACCACUUCAGAGAUGGAGGCGUUAAAAGUGAGUGCAGCCACAAUGCUGGAGGAUGAGAUCUCUUGGCUGGACAACUUCGAGCCCAGCUGGAGCUCUGAAAUGGAGACCAGCGAGGCAGACAACAUCCUCCUGGCGGGACACCUUCGACUCAUCAAGACAUUGCUCUCACUCUGUGGCAACGAGAAGGAACAUCUUGGCCCAUCUCUAAUCCAGCAGUUGCUGGAUGACUUCCUGUUCCGUGCUUCACGCAUCAUCAUCAACAGCUCCAAUCCCACACCUUCUUCGGCCCCCAGCCAUGACUUCCACCCCAAGUGCAGCACAGCGAGCAGCAGACUGGCAGCCUAUGAGGUGUUGGUCAUGCUCGCUGACAGCUCUCUCUCAAACCUCCAACUGAUCACCACAGAGUUAUUGUCCAUGCACCACCAGUCAGACCCUUCCCUUUGCAAGGAGUUUGAUUAUCUACCCCCAGUAGAGAGCAGAUCAGUGUCUGGUUUUGUUGGGUUGAAGAAUGGAGGAGCUACGUGUUACAUGAAUGCUGUGUUUCAGCAGCUCUACAUGCAGCCUGGCCUGGCAGAGGCUUUUCUAUCCAUUGAGGACGACACGGACCAGCCUGAAGAAAGUGUUUUCUACCAGGUCCAGUCUUUGUUUGGCCAUCUGAUGGAGAGCAAACUGCAGUACUAUGUACCAGAAAACUUCUGGAAGAUCUUUAAGAUGUGGAACAAGGAGCUGUAUGUAAGAGAACAGCAGGAUGCCUAUGAGUUCUUCACCAGCUUGGUGGACCAGCUGGACGAACACCUUAAGAAAAUGGGUCGAGAACAGAUCUUCAAAAACACGUUUCAGGGAAUAUUCUCAGACCAGAAGAUCUGUAAAGACUGUCCUCACCGAUACGAGCGUGAAGAAACAUUCAUGGCUUUGAACCUUGGAGUGACUUCAUGUCAAAGCUUAGAGAUCUCAUUGGACCAGUUUGUUCGAGGGGAGGUGCUAGAGGGCAGCAACGCCUACUACUGUGAGAAAUGCAAGGAGAAGAGAACCACAGUGAAAAGGACAUGCAUCAAGUCACUGCCCAGUGUUUUGUGUAUUCACCUAAUGCGCUUUGGCUUUGACUGGGAAAGUGGGCGCUCCAUCAAAUAUGAUGAACAGAUCAGGUUCCCCUGGGUGUUGAACAUGGAGCCCUACACUGUGUCUGGCAUGGCUCGUCAGGACUGCAGCGGCGAGGCCAGUGAGGGACGGAGUGACAGCACCUCAGGAGGGUCACCCAGGAAGAAAGUCACAAUUUCUGAAAACUAUGAGCUUGUUGGAGUUGUUGUCCACAGUGGUCAGGCACACGCAGGACACUACUACUCCUUCAUUAAAGACAGACGCGGGAGCGCUCGCGGACGUUGGUACAAGUUCAACGACAACAUGGUGGAAGAGUUUGACAUGAAUGAUGAAACUCUGGAGUAUGAAUGCUUUGGAGGAGAAUACCGCCCCAAAGUUUAUGACCAAUCCAAUCCAUACCCUGAUGUGCGGAGGAGAUAUUGGAAUGCCUACAUGUUGUUCUAUCAGAAGAUCAGUGACCAGAAUUCACCUGUUCUGCCCAAGAAAAGCAGAGUCAGUAUCAUGAGGCAGGAAGCUGAGGACCUCACGCUGUCUGCACCGUCUUCUCCUGAUGUUUCCCCACAGUCGUCUCCUCGGCCUCCAAGGGCCAACAACGACCGGCUUACCCUCCUCACCCGCCUGGUCCGCAAGGGCGAGAAGAAGGGCCUGUUUGUAGAGAAGAUGCCUGCCAGUAUCUACCAGAUGGUGAGAGAUGAGAAUCUGAAGUUUAUGAGAAACAGAGACGUCUACAACAGCGACUACUUCAACUUCACCCUCUCUCUGGCAUCUGUCAAUGCAACAAAACUGAAGCAUCCAGAUUACCAAGCUAUGGCCAAAGAGAGCCUCCAGCUGGCUGUUCACUUCCUUUUCCACACCUAUCUGCACACCAAAAAGAAACUCCGGGUGGACACAGAGGAGUGGAUGGCCACAGUGGAAGUGUUGCUGUCUAAGAGCAGUGAGGCCUGCCAGUGGAUGGUGCAAUACCUGGUUGGACCAGAGGGAAGAGAGAUCACCAGGGUCUGUCUGUUGGAGUGCAGUGUGAGGGAGGUGAGGGUGGUGGUGGCGUCCAUCCUUGAAAAGACUUUGGAGAGUGCGCUUCACUUCGGAGAUCCCAGACUAGACGGUUUAACUGACGCUCUGCUGUCUUUAUUGGACAAAGAUGUUCCUGAGAAUGUGAAAAACUGUGCUCAGUACUUCAGCCUCUUCAGUAACUUCGCUCAGAGGGGCUGUGGUCCUUGCCAGUUGUUGCUGAAACACUCAGCUUAUCGCCGGAUGGUCAUUUUCCUGUUGGGACCCAAUAGACAGAACAAUCAGAACCGGCGGUGGAGUCCAGCUCAGGCUCGUGAGUUCCUCCACCUACACAGCACUCUUGCCCUCAUCACUCUGCAUUCAGACGUUGGCACCCAGCAGACUCAGGCUCCAGGAAGCUUUAAGCUGCGUCUGACUAGUGUCCCGUCCUCCACCUCCCUCCUCCCACUCCAUGCUGACAUUCUGGCCUCACUUUACACUUCAGAGGGGCAGCCUUACCUUCUGGAGGUGAUGUUUGCCAUGCGGGAGCUGUCAGGCCCUCUCUCGGUCCUGAUAGAGAUGGUGACUUACUGCUCUUUCUGUAAUGAGCCUUUCUCCCUGGGUUUGCUGCAGUUACUUAAGACCCAGCUGGAGACCGCUCCACCUCAUGAACUGAAGAACAUUUUUCAGAUGCUGCAGGAGCUACUAGUGGUGGAAGACCCUCUACAAUCCCAAAGACUCAAAUAUGCUUUUGAGUCAGAGAAAGGCCUGUUAGCUUUGAUGCAUCAGAGCAACAAUGUGGACAGCAGACGCUGCUACCAGUGUGUGAAGUUCUUGGUCACAUUAGCCCAGAAGUGUCCACCAGCCAAGGAUUACUUCAAGGACCUGUCUGGCCACUGGAGCUGGGCCGUACAAUGGUUACAGAAAAAGAUGACAGAACAUUACUGGACUCCACAGAGCAACGUUUCCAAUGAGACCUCUACAAAUAAAACCUUCCAGCGCACAAUCUCUGCACAGGAUACCUUGGCCUAUGCCACAGCGUUGUUAAACGAGAAGGAGCAGUCUGGCAGCAGCAACGGCUCCGACGGCAGCCCGGCCAACGAGAACGCCGACCGCAGCCUGCGACAGGGGUCAGAGUCUCCCAUGAUGCUCGGUGAUUCAAAGAGCGAUCUAGAAGAUGUCGACCCCUAGUUGCAGGAACCCUCUGAAGGAGAGGCGGCAAGCUCCAGGCAGCCGAUCCAAAGGGCUGCACUUUGCCUCUGAUUGGUCUGGACAUUUGGGACUCCUCAACAAGCCAAUCAGAACUCAUUGUUGCAAACGCUAUGGCAGCGAAGGAGCUAUGAAUAAAUCAUGAAUUACUUCCUUUGAGAGCAGCCAAGGCGAUGGUUGAGAUGGAUUAUCAUUAAGGGCAGCAGAGUUGGUCACGGUGGGAAGCACCACAGUGACGAAUGACUUCAGUUUAUCUUUUUAUUCAUUCAUUCUCUCAGAAUGACAACACGGUGGAGGAUGGGUUUGGGUUGUGUUUUAACAAUUUUCUGCUCAUAUUUGCCAAUUUAUCGACAUAGACAUAUUCAUAUUGUAAAGAUUUGUUCCAUAGGUGUAAUUUCCAGUGUAAGAUAAUGUUUUAAAGUCUCCUGUGCUCUUCUCCUCAGCCAUGCAAAGCGCGAGUCAUUAGCUACUCUAGAGGAACUCCCAGACACGUGCACUUGUACAGGAACACCUCCACAUGCAAGCACGUGGGAGGGGGGGGGCGGGGGUUGUUCAGUAUGCACUUUAUAGUCCAUUGUAGUCUAUUGUGAUGUACAGCAACACUGGUCGGUUCCUCUAGAGCCUCCUCGCGAUCGCGUCCUCCACUUCUUUUGUUUUUAGCCACUUGUAUUCAGUGCCACAUGGACGCCCCGAUAGCAGGACGCUCUGCCUGUGUCAUGACCUUUGACCCUUGGCGACCACGCUGUCUCCUCGGGGGCGCAAUACAGGACCGGCCCUGUCCUAGAAGCAGGACAGAUUCAGGCCCUCAGCAAAUCUGAAGCUUGCAGUGCCGCGGUCAGCACUCCUCCCUCUGCUUCUGGCUGACAUGCAGGAAGCAAGGCCGCCACCCCCCCAACCCCCCAACGCCCCCGUGCUGCAUUUUAUCCUUCUCGUCUCGUUUUAUCUUUGGUUGCCACUUUUCUCCGACUCUGCUUGGAUCGGUUAUUGGAGAGACUCAAGCCUUAUGCAAGAAGAGCCUAUCUGACGGCGUGCAGACCGGCCGCGGUGGGCCAUCAGUGCCGACUGAGGAGGAGCUCAGGAGCCCGGUGUAACGUUUAGGUGCCAAGGUUAACUCACACACAGACACACACUUUGAUUGAAGUGACAGACAUGCAAACAUGUGGCACUCGCUCACUUCACUUGCAAACACAAAGCACAGGUCCUCCUUGCCUCGCUGUUACCUCUGCUUUAUCAGGUUUGGUUUUUGUGAGCUUUGUUUUUUCAUUGCUUUGAUUUUAUUUUAUUUUUUUUUUUUGCUGUCAUGUACCUUUGGAAACAAACACAGAGGAGCUGAGCCCAAAUGUAGCUCUACUGUCACUCAAGAACCUCAUUCAUUGUGUGUCCAUCAUGUCCAGCCCAAACAUCGGGAGACUUGAAGUGCCUUAACCUCCCGAUUGCUUCCCUUCCCACCUCUGACAUCUUCACAUUGUUAGGGGAAGUGUGUGACCGUUACCUCCUGUCGUCAAAUCUUCCCAUCAUAGGAGUGCAACAGGGCUUCUUCAUCCCCAUUCGACUGGAAAAAUACUACAGGGAACAUUUCCACUGUGUGUUGUGACAAAGGAUUGUAGGAACGUCACAGCUGGUUUUUCAUUGUGUGUACAGGGACGGGUCUGAGUUCUACCCUGAUAGAACAGGGUUCUAGUGACGCUAAAAUGCUGCUUCUUUUCCCUCUGCGCUCAAGCAGAGACCCUUAGUAGGAACUGGUUUGCGCUCACUUGUUUUUAAGAACCACGCUUUCACUCAGUUCUCAGACAUGAGCCUAUAGUAGCUUAGCAGACUCACUCUCAGCUUUAACAGGUCAAUGUUUACAGUGAGAGGACCUACGAGGCGAUCAUGCAAAGCGGUUUUCUGUUGGGAGCCGUCGUCGAAUCAGUCAGUCACAGCUUCUCUGUGUCCUCGCAGCCCGAGGCGAGAGGCGACGUUCUCCCACGCCCUCCCAGCUCCAUCCUCCUCUUCAUCUCACUAGAUGUGAAUGUCACGUUGUGUACUCCGGCACGUUUGCAUGUGUGGCAGUAAGUGGUGGUGAGGUUCGUCCUUUCUGUGUGAUGGAGUUAAACAAAAAACAGCCCCCCUCCCCGUGUUGCUUGCUGUGUAAUUUGGUCAUAACGCGCGGCCCGUUCUCUGUGGCCGCUCACGUGCCGCCCGGUGGAGCUCAUGCAGUCUGUGCCAAGUCAACGUGGCCAUAGCAGUUUGCUGAGACUCCUGGGUUCGCACCUCUGCUACGUCACAACGACUUCAACCAAUAAGAGAUAAAAAAGGAACUUUGAAGCAAUCGUUUGUUUUAAUCCUGGGGUGCAGGGAGGGGUGGGCCGGCGUGGGGGGUGGGGACAGGCUCUAUACGGGUUUUUACGGUCAUUCAAUUUUGAAGAUUCACUUCUGCCAUCGCAGGAUGCUGUAAUGCAUGUUAAAACUCAGUUUUAAUUUGUACAUCAGAGUUUGAUUAAGGGGAAAUUUGAUAUAAAAUAAACUGGAAUGCACAACCUUUUGUAAAA
Molecule: messenger RNA, 10575 nt
Organism: Betta splendens (Siamese fighting fish)
Lineage: Eukaryota; Metazoa; Chordata; Actinopteri; Anabantiformes; Osphronemidae
Gene: usp24
Product: ubiquitin specific peptidase 24
Exons: 67
Coding region: 146-8026 (2626 amino acids)
Biological process (GO): protein deubiquitination
Cellular component (GO): nucleus; cytosol
Molecular function (GO): cysteine-type deubiquitinase activity; cysteine-type endopeptidase activity; protein binding
Source: RefSeq, a predicted model, not a curated record